Molecule: messenger RNA, 4388 nt
Organism: Lates calcarifer (barramundi perch)
Lineage: Eukaryota; Metazoa; Chordata; Actinopteri; Centropomidae
Gene: valopa
Product: vertebrate ancient long opsin a
Exons: 5
Coding region: 326-1489 (387 amino acids)
Biological process (GO): G protein-coupled receptor signaling pathway; visual perception
Cellular component (GO): membrane; photoreceptor outer segment
Molecular function (GO): G protein-coupled receptor activity
Source: RefSeq, a predicted model, not a curated record
CUGAUCCGUCAUUCAUGCACUUGCUGCCUCCGUGCUCCGCUCUCACAUGUAGACUCUGCAGCUCCGCUCAGGAUUUCUGCCUCCACCAUGCGCCUCGGACGAGCCGGAUUUCAACAGCAGAACUUUGUGAGAGAAGAGUCCCGGUGCGCGCAGGAUGCUCCGCGGCGCGGGCAGCAUGAUUAACCGCGGACCGGUGAGCGCGGCUGCCUGGAAGUGACCCCCCCCCCACCUGACCCCCCCGUGAAGUUGAGAGAAUGAGAAGAAGAGAAGAAGGAUUUUCUCUCGGGUAGGGUCACCAGCGAGCAGCCUCCACCCGCCGAGCACCAUGGAUACUUUAAGCCUGUCGGUGAACGCGGUUUCCUACACGGUGGCGGCUGAACUCCCCGCCACUGAUGAUCCCUUUAACGGACCCAUUAAGAACAUCGCGCCGUGGAACUUCACCAUCCUGGCCGUGCUCAUGUUUGUGGUCACCUCUCUGUCUCUGAGCGAAAACUUCCUGGUCAUGUUCGUCACCUUCAAGUUCAAACAGCUCAGACAGCCCCUCAACUACAUCAUAGUGAACCUGGCCAUCGCAGACUUUCUGGUCUCUCUCACCGGUGGACUAAUAAGUUUCCUGACAAACGCCAGAGGUUAUUUCUUCCUGGGGAGGUGGGCUUGCACCCUGGAGGGGUUCGCUGUGACUUUCUUCGGUAUCGUGGCCCUGUGGUCCCUGGCUGUUCUGUCCUUCGAGCGGUUCUUCGUGAUCUGCCGGCCUCUAGGGAACAUCCGGCUGCAGGCGAAGCAUGCGGUCCUGGGUCUGCUGUUCGUCUGGACCUUCUCCUUCAUCUGGACCUUCCCUCCGGUGCUGGGCUGGAACAGAUACACCGUGAGCAAGAUUGGAACCACCUGUGAACCCGACUGGUAUUCAACAAACAUGAUGGAUCACAGCUACAUCAUCACUUUCUUCGCCACCUGCUUCAUUCUCCCUCUCGGAGUGAUUUUCUUCUGCUAUGGAAAACUCCUCCGGAAGCUCAGGAAGGUGUCUCAUGGUCGUCUGGCCACCGCCAGGAAGCCAGAGCGGCAGGUGACCCGUAUGGUGGUGGUCAUGAUAAUUGCAUUCAUGGUGGGCUGGACGCCGUACGCAGUCUUCUCCAUACUGGUCACAGCUCAUCCAACCAUUGAACUCGAUCCCAGGCUGGCGUCCAUCCCCGCCUUCUUUUCCAAGACAGCCGCUGUCUACAACCCAAUCAUCUACGUCUUCAUGAACAAACAGUUCAGGAAGUGCCUAAUCCAACUCUUCACCGGCAUGGGGACGAUACCGGACAGCAACCUGAACCAGACCUCAGAGCGACCUGGAAUUACUGUAGAGAGUCAAACGGGGGAAAUGUCAGCCAUUGCAGCCCGGAUCCCUGUGGGUGGCACUGCGUCACCCAGGUCUGAUGAUUCUCCGACCGACUGCGGCUCGUUUGCUCAGCUGCCCAUCCCAGAGAACAAAGUGUGUCCGAUGUAGCAGUAAGCCUCAUCGCAGUAGGUGUAGUCCAUCAUAACCAUCUGUAAUCUUGAUACAGUGCGUUUCCAAAACUGUUUGGACACAACUUUGUUCAUGUCUUGGGGGAGAUGGAGGGUGCAGUGUAGAAAACAGAGCUGACUUUUGAAGGGUUACAGCCCAUUUUUUAAUAUUUCACUUGCAAACGUGAUUAAGGACAGAGACAAAACAUCAAAAAGUGUUUUGUGCUGCAGCAUGUUUCAGUAGUUUGUUCAAUGUUUGUGGGGACGAGAAGAGAAUAUAAUAUAAUGUAAUAGAAUAUAAUGUAAAUAUUUGCUUUGGACUGUGUCCUGACAUCAGAGAAUAUCUUGGAUGCUCUCUUGACCAUGAUAACACACCUGCUGGUGUGUCACAUUAGAGGGCACCUGAUUCGACUUGAUAGUGUCCGCCUUCAUAUCCCCAUGAAAAAAGAGACUGCUAAAAAUGCAAACCUUGACAUCAGUUAGUACAGGGCUAGCCAGUGUCUUUCAAAUACCACAAUGCAUCCAGCCUUUCAUCUCGUCCUCGCCUUCUCCUUUGAAGCCCUGCGACGGUGCCUGCAGAGAAAGCGUUGUUUUUCUAUGCUGUUUCAGUACUUUGGCAUCGCAUUGUCAUUCAUCUCCGCUCGUCAAAUGGACGGAGCGGUCUUCUGAAUUUGGAUACUUUUACUUUUAGUUUACCCCGCGCAGACUAGUUUGGCUCAAAGCUUUCAUCUUGAAGCGAAGAUGGUCAAUGGGACUUGGAGAUGCCGGUCUCCUGUGGCCUCUGUUGCUGAUGUAGGAGGGCAACAUAUUCAUGAAGUGCCAGCAGGGGAUCAACAAACACACAAACAUGCACAGUAGCACACACGCACACAAAGUUGUCGGACCGCACAAGUAUAGUGAAACAAGCUCUGACACACACACACACACACACACACACACACACACACACACAGAUUGCAGUUCACUGCCUGUGUUACAAUAAGCUCUCUAUAGGCACUGUGAAGAUGAUACAAUGCACCAAUAAAUAUCCUAGCACAACAGUGACUUCGCUGAGGAGCCAUGUACAAAAGCAAUGAGCAUUCCCAUUGUUAGCACAGGACAACAGCAAUAUUAAAGCUAAACACUGUCACACAGGUGAGCAUGUCAGCGUUAGCUACAGUAGAUAUUGUAGCAGUGAGUGUUAAAAUGUCUUCUACUUGACUCUGUGGUGCAUGUUUGUUCACUAUUACUGGAUAUCUGUCAUAACACUGUUGUAUUCUCUAUGCUGCACAGUGAUUGUUUAAAAAAAAGUAAGAGUAUGGUGUCUGUUUGCAACGUGUACUGAGUGUGUGUUCCAGUCAUGUGUGGCCAGUCUGGUAGAGGUAACAUUUAGCUUCUUUAAACAUCAAUGCAUCUGCGCCAAAUGAACUGUGAUGCCUUGAUAUAAUCAGCGUAACAACAUGAAACUGUGGUGAUGACAACUGGCAAGUUAGCUUCUAUCUCACAGACAUGUUUCCCAGAAUUAAGAAGCAUUUUCCAUGAGCCUCUUUGCUUUGUUGUUAACCAUUAAAACCUUUUAGAUUACCUUUAUGGAACUUAAACCUGCAUUAAUCAAUGUGUUUCUUUCAGCCCGUUUCAGCAGCAGGUAGCUGAUCUCAGCAAAAACCACUCUAAUAAACCAACUGUGAGCGAACUGCCCAGCAGCAAAUGGUGAACAGAUAAAGCACAACACUAAACAAGAGCCAGAUAUUUACAGUGGAGAACGAAACAAAGCAACACAAUGUAACUUCACUGAGCAGCAGCGCCCCCUGCAGUCUCCAGUGGUAAUGAAUUCGCUUGUUGCUCUGAAUCUGAGCGGUUCAGUGGUUUCCAUGAACAGAAAACUGUUGACUGGAGCUGGAUCUCAGAGAUGGACUCUGGUUUUUGAACUGAUCUCCAGUUCAGCUUCACUCUGAACUCUCUGGGUCUGAUUCCAGCAGUUUAAGCUGCUGACUCUCACUCAGUUAGAGGGAGAUCCAACCUGAGAAACCACAGUUACACAGAGAAACAACAGGUGUUUGACAGAGGCUCUGUUCUCCCUGUUACACUGAACCAUCACAGUGACACCUGGAAACACUCCUAACACUCCUCUGGUUCUCCAUAUUUGAGCGUAAGUUGGCGACUGUUUGCUAACACAUUAGCUGAAAGUGGAUAAUACUGUUUUUUUUUUUCAUACCUGUCUCUUGGUGCAGCUGUAAAAUGCAAAAUAUCCAUCAACAUGUUUAGGUUACAGGUGAAGUUUACACCAAUCAACAAACAAGGCCGAGCAUAAAUCUGUCGAUGAAGUUCGGCUUCAAUGAUUUGUCCUCUGACCUAAAGUCAAAUAACAAGUGACCUGUCAGAAAUGUACUUUCACGUUUCAGUGCAGCUUUUUUUGACAUAACAUGACAGUUACUGACUGAAGAGGUCCAUUAAUGUGUGGACAUGAGUCCAGGCAGGGAGCCCUGUGGUUGCAUAUCAUCACAGUGAGCCAGCAGCUUCAUCCACAAAUGAGAAGCAGCAGCAGCCAGAAAACCAAACAUGUGAACAUCCUCCACAGACCAUUAUUACAUUAUGGUCCAGCUUCCAGUGAGGGCCACGGUCCAGGCUCAUAUACGGAGUAAUACACCUUCAGCAAACAAAAUAGUUCCAAGACACUGAGACGUCUGAGAGGAGAAUCCCCAGGAAAACAUGAGCGAACAUCUAUUUAUCAAUAUCACAACUGGUCAGCGACUCCUACCCACUUUCUGUCUAAGCAUCCACACACACCGUUUUCACCAGUCAGCACCAAAACAUUUAACCUUUCUCCAGCCUCCCUACUACUGCACACACACACACACACACAGGCCCGUCUACAGUUGUAGAUACAGUAGGUGUGUAGGGAACAGCGACUUCACCUUGAA